This is a messenger RNA of Geodia barretti, 777 nucleotides long. The record is from the annotation of a GenBank genome assembly. NCBI's taxonomy places the organism in Eukaryota, Metazoa, Porifera, Demospongiae, Tetractinellida, Geodiidae.
AUGGCCUAUUCAGGAUUCAGCUUGGAGGGAAGGGUCGCACUGGUCACGGGCGCAGCGCGGGGCAUCGGGGAGGCCUUGGCCGUCGGGCUGGCCGAGGCCGGCGCGGACGUCGCUGUAUCCGAUAUGGCAUCGCGGAUCGAGUUGGCCCGAGACACCCAGGCUCGGGUGGAAGCCUUGGGCGUCAGGAGCAGCACUCACGAGCUUGACGUGCUGGACGUCGCCAGCAUUUCGCCUGCCAUCGACCGGAUCGUCGAAGAGUAUGGCCAACUGGACAUCCUGAUCAACAACGCAGGCAUACGCAUCCCCAGGCCGGCCCUCGAGGUAACCGAGGCCGACUGGGACGCCACUGUUGACACCAACCUCAAGGGCUUGUUCUUCUGCGCCCAGGCGGCGGCCAGGCCCAUGAUCGAGCAGGGCUGGGGCCGCAUCGUCAACAUCGGCUCCCAGUUCUCCGCCGUCGGCUCCGCCGGUCGAGCGCCCUACAUCGCCAGCAAGCACGGCGUGCUAGGCCUCACCCGCGCUCUGGCCGCUGAGUGGACGCCGUACGGGGUCACGGUCAAUGCAAUCGGUCCCGGCCCCACUGAGACGCCGGGAGUCCUGGCUGCCUACAACCGCACCCCCGAGGAGCUACAGGCCGAGUACGCAGACAAAAUGCCACUGGGCCGCCGCAUGCAGCCCGAGGAGCUCGUUGGCGCGGCAAUCUUCCUUGCCAGCCCAGCCUCCGGGGCCACCACUGGCCACCUGUUGCUGGUCGACGGCGGGUGGACCGCGCUGUAA